Molecule: messenger RNA, 453 nt
Organism: Amaranthus tricolor (Joseph's coat)
Lineage: Eukaryota; Viridiplantae; Streptophyta; Magnoliopsida; Caryophyllales; Amaranthaceae
Exons: 1
Source: RefSeq, a predicted model, not a curated record
AAUAAUAAUAAUAAUAAUAAUAAUAAUAAUAAUAAUAAUAAUAAUAAAAGUAAUAAUAGUAAUAAUGGUAAUAAUAAUAAUAAUAGUAAUAAUAAUAAUAAUAAUAAUAAUAAUAAUAAUAAUAAUAAUAAUAAUAAUAAUAAUAAUAAUAAUAAUAAUAAUAGUAAUAGUAAUCAAAGUAAUAAUAGUAAUAAUAGUAAUAAUAGUAAUAAUAAUAAUAAUAAUAGUAAUAGUAAUAAUAAUAAUAAUAUUAAUAAUAAUAAUAAUAAUAAUAAUAAUAAUAAUAAUAAUAAUAAUAAUAAUAAUAAUAAUAAUAAUAAUAAUAAUAAUAAUAAAAGUAAUAAUAGUAAUAAUAGUAAUAGUAAUCAAAGUAAUAAUAGUAAUAAUAGUAAUAAUAGUAAUAAUAAUAAUAAUAAUAAUAAUAAUAAUAAUAAUAAUAAUAAUAAUAAUAAU